Molecule: messenger RNA, 1954 nt
Organism: Cuculus canorus (common cuckoo)
Lineage: Eukaryota; Metazoa; Chordata; Aves; Cuculiformes; Cuculidae
Product: geranylgeranyl transferase type-2 subunit alpha-like
Exons: 16
Coding region: 49-1656 (535 amino acids)
Biological process (GO): protein geranylgeranylation
Cellular component (GO): cytoplasm; Rab-protein geranylgeranyltransferase complex
Molecular function (GO): protein binding; zinc ion binding; Rab geranylgeranyltransferase activity
Source: RefSeq, a predicted model, not a curated record
CCCACUUCCGCUUCCGGUUCCGCUACCGGAGAGCCCGGAGCUGCCGCUAUGCACGGACGGCUGAAGGUGCGCUCGCCGGACGCCGCUCGCCGCCGGCAGCGAGAGGAGAAGCUUCGGCUUUACCGGUCGGCCAUGACCACCUUGCUGGGCAAGGAGGCGCCGCCGGACGAGGUGCUGGCGCUGACGGGCGCCGUGCUGGCGGCAAACCCCGACGUGGGGACGUGCUGGAACCUGCGCCGGAGAGCCCUGCCCGCCCAGUCUGAGGACUGGGUGCAGUCGGAGCUGGCGUUCGCUGGGACGUGCCUGGCGGUGAACCCCAAGUCGUACGGCGCCUGGCAUCACCGUGCCUGGGUCCUGGCACGGGCUCCCCCCCCGUCCCCGAUCCCCGGCGAGCGACGGCUCUGCGAGCGCCUACUGGGAGCCGACCCGCGCAACUUCCAUGCCUGGGAGCACCGGCGAGCGCUGGCGGGCGCUGAGGACGCUGAAGCCGAACUGGCGUUUGCCGCUGAGCUCCUCGCCCGCGACUUCUCCAACUUCUCUGCCUGGCACCACCGCGGGCGCUUACUGGGCAAACUGGAAACGGGCCGCUUGCGGCAUGAGCUGGAGCUGGUGCAGAACGCAGUCUUCACCGACCCCAACGACCAAAGCGCUUGGGUUUACCUGCGCUGCAUCCUCUCUCGGGCUUCUCCUCCACCGAGGAUCCUUUGCCUUUACGUCAACCGUGAGGAUGCGACCUUGGCAGCCGUCUUCUCCCGCCCAGUCCUGGUGGGAUCGGGACAGUCAGCGCUGUCGGUGACACUGAACGGCUCCACCGUGGAGGGGACGACGUGGCGCUCUGGGGAGGGGUGGCCUCGCCCCGGCCUCACCUGGCUCUGGGACCUCCCUCCGGACCCUUCUCCGCCCUCCAGCCUCCACAUCCGUGUCACCUGGGAACCCGGCCCUGCCCACCAUGAGGUGACGCUGCAAGCAGAUGAGGACGAGGCCUGGUGGCAGGAGUCAAUCGUGUUGCGGGAGCUCUUCUGGCCCGAGGUUGGUGUGACCGACCCAGAGGUCCUGGAGGAGCUGGUGGGGACGUGCCGGGAGCUGCUGGAUCUGGAGCCGCAGAGCCGAGGCUGCCUUCUGACCCUGGUGCUGCUCCUCUCCGUGCUGGAUCCGCUGGCGCAUGAGGACGAGAUCCGGCGCUGCCUGCGAGCGCUGCAGGAGGCGGACCCGCUGCGGGGCGGCUUUGUGGCUGACGUGGCCUCGCGGGCCGAGGUGGCCCUGGGGCUGCUCCGGGCUGAGACCCAGCAGGGCAGACUCUGCCUUCAAAGGAAGGCUCUGUCGGUGCUGGCACUGCCGGAGCGUUUGGCGCUGGUGACGGAGCUGGACGUGAGCGGGAACCGCCUGAGGGCUCUGCCCCCUAACUUGGGGGCCAUGCGGCGCCUCAAGGUGCUGGAUGCGUCACACAAUGCCAUCACCUCGCUGCGAGGGUUCCCCCCACUGCCCUGCCUGGAGGAGCUGAACCUGGAAGGGAACCCCAUCACCCUCCCCUCGCUAGCCCCGCUGGCCGCCUGCCCGCGCCUCGCCCGCCUCCGCCUGGACGCCACCGCCAUGGCCGCCCACCCCCAGGUCACCUCCAGCCUCGCCCACAUCCUCCCGGGCGUCACCAUUGCCUGAUUAGAAUAUUGGGGGGAAGGGGCGGGGGGGGGGCACUUGGACCCUUAUUUAUCUCCUUUUGGCCACGCCCCUUUACCCCUAUUGCCCGUGUUGGCCCCACCCCCUUUCCCCCACAGCUCCAUUCAUCGUCUUGGCCACGCCCCCUUUCUCUUGGCCACGCCCCCUUACGGCUAGCCCAUACCUGGCUUUUGGCCACGCCCCCUUUCCUAUUGAGCCCCUUUACAGCGCUGGCCACGCCCCUUCCCCAUGGGUUAACUUUAUCUCUUGGCUACGCCCCCUUUUCUUGACCACGCCCCCU